AUGGUGAUGACAGGGAGGCCCCACUUCACACUCCUGCCUUUUGUCUAGAUAACAGGGCCCUGGAGAAGCCUGUGGAUCCGAUAUGGGUACGAUCCCCGAAAAAACCCAGACGCCAAGAUUUAUCAAGUCCUUGAUUUCCGAAUCCGUUGUGGAAUGAAAUACGGUUACGCCCCAAGUGACAUGCCCGUCAAGGCCAAGCGCAGCACCUACAACUACAGCCUUCCCAUCACCGUCAAAAAGAUGCCCAGCCAGCCUGUCACCAUGCAUGACCUGAAGCAGGGCCUGGGCCCGUCGGGGAUGGCCGGCACGCGGAAAUCGACCUCCAACAAGUACAAGCUCAAGGACUCGGUCUACGUCUUCCGGGAGGGGGCCUUGCCACCCUAUCGACAGAUGUUCUACCAGUUAUGUGACUUGAACGUGGAAGAGUUGCAGAGGAUCAUUCACCGCAACGACGGGGCUGAGAACUGCUGCACGGAGCGAGAUGGCUGGUGCCUCCCCAAGACCAGUGAUGACCUGAGGGACACGAUGUCCCUCAUGAUCCGGCAGACCAUCCGCUCCAAGAGGCCUGGUGAGAGCGCUCAGGGUGAAGGGGGGCCCUGCUCUGGGACAGAGCAAGUAUCCCUAAAGGCCCUGCUCCCCAAGAAAUUACACCCAAGUGGAAUCAUCCCCCCGGGAGCCAGAUCUCCCAGGCUGCCUGCCUCUCCCUGGGUGGAGAGAGGCCCGGAGGGCAGGGCUGGAGCAGGGCUGGAGCAGGGCCGGCACAGGGCCGGAGCAGGGCCGGAGCAGGGCUGGUGCAGGGACAUGGACUGCGUGUGA
Leptonychotes weddellii (Weddell seal) is the source of this 816-nucleotide messenger RNA. Lineage: Eukaryota; Metazoa; Chordata; Mammalia; Carnivora; Phocidae. The record is from RefSeq and is a predicted model, not a curated record.